Molecule: messenger RNA, 364 nt
Organism: Vidua chalybeata
Lineage: Eukaryota; Metazoa; Chordata; Aves; Passeriformes; Viduidae
Product: synaptic vesicle membrane protein VAT-1 homolog-like
Exons: 2
Coding region: 51-284 (77 amino acids)
Source: RefSeq, a predicted model, not a curated record
GCGGCACCGGCCUCGCACGGCGGCGCCGCGGGAGCCGCCGCAGCCCCGCCAUGGCCAAGGAGGGAGCGCAGCGAGCCGAGGAGACGGAGCAGAUGAUCGACAAGGAGGGCGGCAGGGAGGCGGCCGAGGGCGGCGCGGGCGGCAGCCUGCGCGCCGGGGACGCCAAGGAGAUGCGAGCCGUGGUGCUCUCCGCCUUCGGGGGGCUCAACAAGCUCCGCGUGUCCAAGAAAGCCAUGCCGGAGCCGCAGGAGGGCGAGCUGAAGAUCCGCGUCAAAGCCUGCUGAUUCCCUCUAAGUUCCAGAUUCUCAACAUGAAGAAGGAGGCCAGCACUGUGGGGAGUAUUCUGCCCAGAAUUAGCCCAUUU